This is a messenger RNA of Mytilinidion resinicola, 636 nucleotides long. RefSeq lists its product as uncharacterized. Bases 218 to 586 code for a protein of 122 amino acids. The transcript has a single exon. NCBI's taxonomy places the organism in Eukaryota, Fungi, Ascomycota, Dothideomycetes, Mytilinidiales, Mytilinidiaceae. The record is from RefSeq and is a predicted model, not a curated record.
UGAGACCGCAAAGGUGGAAGCAUCUCCAUCCGGCGACGGAGUAAUCUUAAAAUCAGACUACCAGGAUAUCGGGGAAGCACCCCUCCCUCAAAUCGCUCUCGAUACCCUUCAAACUGAUAUCGUGCUCUGCCACAACGAAUUCGAACCGCGGAAUCUCCUUGUGUGAAAAAGCAGAGAUACACAACACUACAAGCUGGUUGCGAUUAUCGACUGGGAGAUGGCGGGCUUCUUCCCUUUCGUGUUUGAGUCUGUGCUUAAGGAUCCGAACUUGCGCGCUUCGAACUGCCACUUUAGUUGGUACAGGCUUUUCAUGGAUCGAACGAGGGAGUUAUUGUCGGCGGAUGGUAGUAGCGAUGCUCUGCUUCGUGCUUUGGAUGUCAUCCACACCUUCCGAAGGCGAAGAAUGAAGAAAAAUGUCGGGGAGACUCUGCAGGAAAGACGGAUUGAGAAGCUCAAGCUGAGGCGUGGGCUAACGUUGCGGGAUGGAUGGUUGGUGCCGGAGGGAGUCGAGAGGGUGCUGGAGAUGUCAAAGGACGAGAUUGGCGCGAUGGUGAAUCAGAUCCUGAAAGAGUUGGGGAAGAUAUAGAUGGGAGAUGUACGUAGGUAGGAGGACGAACUUUACUUAUUUCGUACAGG